CAAGAUCAGGUCAAAACUUAAACGUCAAAUGGACGUCAAAAAUGGAAAUCUAUUUUUCCAAUUUCAAUUCGAUAAAUUUUAAGAAUAUGCUAAAUUUUGUUUCGAAAUUAGGCUUCAGUGUUGACCAGUGACUAUGUGUAUUCGCUGAAAGUCGUCAUCAAUUAAAAGUAAUCUCAAUUUCACACAAUGGACGGUGGGGACAGGAUUCUGGUGGCUGCAGGGCUGACAGCUGCAGUGGUCGUGGGGGCAUUCGUCCUUUGGGGUCCUGGAGGAGCCCCUCGCGUGCGGAAGCGCCGCGGACAAAUCGCAGGAUUGCAAAACUUGGGCCGAACUUGCUUCUUGAACACAUUGUUGCAGGCCCUUGCAGCCAGCCCUACCUUCAUCGAAUGGCUUAAAAAGUACGCCAAAGCAGACUCGCACAACAGUAUGAUCACGACGCUGUACACUGUGAUUGAAGUUGUAAAUGGCACCCACGAAUCUGCCCGAGGCACUCCGGUGUGUCCUCUCGGAGUGCUGCAGUCACUCCGAGCGGCUGGCUGGGUGGUGCCCGCUGACCAGCAGGAUGCUCACGAGCUGAUGCAUGUGCUGUUGUCUUGUAUUGAAGAAGAAACUAAUGCCAUGGCAAGGAAGCCGGGCUGCCUCUCAGACGCGCUAGGGCUCCACGGCGGACGCGCGUGGUCAGCGCUGGCGUCGCCGGCCACGCCCCCGGGCGCCGCGGAGCCCGCGCGCCCCGCCUCCGCCGCGCCGCCGCCCGAGCCCGACCUUGUCGACCCCGAACCGAGUCCGGGUCUACGGCUGCAGAAGGGCGUGUCGCGGUCGUUCUGCCACCUGAGCUCGGCGGGGCGGCGCUGGCUGCCCGCGACUGCGCCCGCGCGCGCAGCGCCCGCGCUGCCCUUCCGCGGCACUCUCGCCUGCCGUCUGCGCUGCGCCGCCUGCGAGGCCAAGAGCCCGGUUAGGUAUGACAAGUUCGAUAGUGUGUCCCUGUCAAUGGCCAGCGCCAGUUCAGGCCUCACUGGAUCUUACAGUCUUCCUGGUCUUUUACGAGCGUUCACCGCCCCGGAGAUGGUGAAGGGCGUGCGCUGCAACAAAUGUUGCCCGGAGUCCAGCAGCGGGGAGGUGGUGUACACCAAGCACAUCAAGACUGUCAGCUUCGGCAAGCUGCCGUGCUGCCUGUGCCUGCACAUCGCGCGCGUGGAGUGGGCGGGCGGCGCCCUCAGCAAGCGGGCGGAGUUCGUCGCCUUCCCGGAGACGCUGGCCAUGGCGCCCUACGCCACGCUGCAGCCGCCCUCGACGCCGCUGUCGUCGCUGUUCCGGCUGCAGGCCGUGGUGGUGCACGUGGGAGGCCCGCGCUCCGGACACUUCGCCACCUACCGCCGCGGCACCGGCUUCGAGGGCAACAGAUGGUGGUACACCUCGGACACGCUGGUACACGAGGUGAGCCUCCAAGAGGUACUGCGAUGCUCAGCCUAUAUGCUGUUCUACGAAAAAGCUAAACAAGACGCCGUGCCUCACAGUGGGCCUUUAUCCGCGGCUGCAGCCACACACCAUUUCUAGAAUGUCGUCAACGACGCUGAGAUACAAGAAACUAGAAAGCUCUAGAAUGUUCUGGAUUUUUCUCCUGUAGAAGGAUCGGAAUACAAGCUACAGAGGCUGUGAAAGAUAAUUUUCUACAUCGAGAAUAAUGAGGUUUUGUACAUUUCUACAAAAUUGUAAGAUUUUAGAUCAAAUGUCAGACGAAUGGUAUAUACACCAAAUAAUUGCUUCUAGAAUGUUCUUGAUUCGAUAGAAUGAGGAUUCUUCUAAGAAAAUCUAGAAAGAGAAUAUUCAAUACGCUGAACGAACGUGACAAAUUAAUAAUUAAUUACAUUUGAACGAUAAGUUUCGAAAUAUUGUGGAUUGAUCGGAAUGAGCUGAGAAAAUGAUCAGAGAAAGUACAUAAUUAUUGUAUAUAUAAUAUAUAGAGGACAAUGGAUACUUUAUACGGUAUUUCUCAUUGAAUGUAAUGCUUAUAACUUUCUAAUGCCGGCUCCACACUGUCGCGGAUCACAUAUCCAAACUUUGUCAGAUCCGGCAUACAUUGCUGGAUUUUUAUUGCGGUAAUUAAAAGCGCUUAUAUAUACUACGCUAUGUUCGCGCAUUCGCGUCGACAUCUGUCCGAGUCGGGCGAUAGUACGGUGCCGGCAUAACUCUUUUUGAAGUUUCUUUACCCUUUUAAAAUACAAACUCAAUCAAAUAUUCCAUCGCAUUUGUUUACAUAGGUUGUACAUAUUAUAUUUUCUGGCAUUUACUUAGGGUAGUUCUGUCCUUUUGAAUUUGUUAUACUAUGGCUUUAUUGCAAAGACAUAAAGAACGUUAUAUUAGGAUCCCACAGACAAAGACAAUGAGCUAGCGUAGCCAAUUGAGAUAGAGCAUUUUGAUACAACUUCCCGGCCUUCAUCAUACAAAGCGGCAAGAACGGCGUUGUAAAACCUGGCGCAAGGUGAGGUAUUGCAAUUUAUCGUCUCUUUUUUAUCUUGUAUAUUUCUAAUACGCGUUUCUUUUUCUUGCAUGAGCGAAACGAUAAUCGAUGUCUUUAGUUUUCUCUGUCUACGUUUAGCUGCCGGUCGACCCGUGUGAAGUUAGGUAAUUGUCUCCAUUCAAAUUAGUCCCUAAAACACCUGACAAUCACACGUGAAUGACCUACCUAGUAUUUUAAUUUACUGCAGGUGAAAUUGAAACAUUUUGAUACCGAUUAGAUUUAAACCUAACUUCAGGUCGGUCGUGUAUUUAUUAUACUUUAUUCUUCAGAUAUUCUUUCUUCGACCUUAAUGUACUUUAAAUCUUAAAUUCACGCAAUUUGCAAUCGUAUCAGCAAUAAGCUUAGCUAUUUGAUAUUUCGCCCUAAAUAAUGCUCAUAAUUAUGUAUAUUUAUGCAGUAUUAUUGAAGUCUGUAAAUACGUGACCUGAUAACUAUGACUAAUUUUAUGUUCUUUUGCGACCAAAUUAGUAAAAUGUAGUAUUUUAAGCACCAGGUUUAUCUUUGACUGAUUUUAGACGCACAUACACAAUGUCCAACGUCCAUAUUUACGAAUUAAAAACAUUUUUUUUAACUAUCUGAUUUAAAUACCUCUAUUUUCUUACUAUCUACUGCAUUUAUCUCAACGCUACAUAUCGUAACCACUUAUUCUAUACAUGUAAAUUAAGUUACGAUUCACUGACUAAACUAAAACCCAACAAAAAUUCAAUUGUUACAAAAUUCUUGCUGCUGAUUCGAAAGGAGUUUGGCGACAAUAAUCUGAUACGAAAUACGAAAUAUAGUAUGUCUAUGAUCAAAGUAUAAAUGCCAGUAUCGAAAAAUUGACAGCGAAUUAAAACCGCAGUGGCGCUACUGUCGCCACAACUACAACGUAGUCGGUCUGUUAUCAAUAGUUCCACUAAUUGCCGCGGGACUUUACUGAUCUACUGAAUCACUGGCGUUAUCAUUACUAGGCUAAAUGUCAUAGAUCACUUUAGAAUGUAUGGUAUCCGAUACACCAAAAUAGUCAUAUGUUUAAAAAAAGCUAGAAAAAGCUGGGCGAAUUCAGGGGUUAUUUAUACCCCUGUAUUGUCCGUACAAGCCCCACUCGAAUUAUAAAUAAACUAUUUUAUAUGUAUGUAUAAUAUUCGUGACAGGAUUUUAGAUAUAUCUGAAGCCGUUUGAAUGAUAGUGGUAGAUUUAAACAAAUAUAGUCUUUUAAAAAAGUAUAUUUAUUUUAAAUUUCGCAUAAAUUAUUGCACAUUUGUUUAGGAACAUGUACUUAUAAGUUAUACUUUUAAUGGCACUGUUCUGAAGUUAUUUCUAUGAGCACAUGAUAAACUGUAUAUUAUAUUGAGUACCAGUCAUUUGUUCUGUAAGCGGAGCUAGUGUGUGUGUUUGUAACUUCAGCUGACAGGGCAGAUAAUUUAAUAUUUGAAUGAUUUGUACACUAAAUCUAAAAAAAGUAUGAAAUAAUAAUAUUUGUUAUUAGAUAUAUUUCCUUCGAUGAAUUGGUUGGUUUUGGUCAUACUUUAUGAAUUUUAAUAAUUUUUUUUCAAAAGUAAUAAAUCAAAUCACAACUUUUUUCACGUUAAUACAUGUUUAUAUGGAAUCCAAAAUUACCUCAAUCUAUAGCCAAGCUGUAACCGAAGGAACAUUAAUAUAAAUGAUAAAUUUUAUUUUUAUAUUUUCUGUCUUCAAACUUAGUGCCAUAAUAGUGUAGUGUACAAGUACAGAAUUGACGUUAAUAGUGAUAGUACUGCACAAAGUGUGGAUGGGUGUGGAAGUGUGGAUGCACAAUAGAGAACAGUAACAUCAGUUGUAACCUGCCCAAUUUCAAAUUCAGGGUAACUUUAAAUGUAGUUGAUUCUUUGAACAGAAUAUGUUUUGUGACGUUGUAGCUGUCUUCCUUUACUGCUCAUAACUGAUACAGCUAACACACUCAGCAGUGAUACUCUAUUUCUUGUUUCAAAUGUUACACGAAAUAAUCACUGUAUGCUUUUAUUACUUGCAACAUAGCUUUACCAAGUCAUCCAUUUUGAAUAUUGACCUAAAUGUCCCAUUGAAAAUUAAAAUUUAUUAUGGCUAAAUUAUCCUACCUUAUAGAUUUUCUAUUAAAAUGUCGUAUAGGAAUAAAAUUAAAAGAAAGAAGAAUGAAGUUGGUUUCGACACUUUUGCCCACUUCUGAGCAUAUAAUUACAAAUUAUUCAAAAUUCCUUUAAUAAUGUGUUUGAGCUGUUUGUGUGCCUAAUUUGAUAUGCUGUUAAACUUUUAAAAAUUCUCAUUAGACAUUUAUUAUAAUAAGAAAGCUGAAUUGUUGCUUAUUUUAUUAUUAGACUGUGUUAUGAAUGACGAGCGAAACUAUUUUAUCUAAUCUCAGCCAAACAUAUUGGCUAAUAGGCAGAUGUGAAUAUGUCGCAAUAUUGUGUUGUUAAAUAUAGAAAAAAAUGUUUCUAAUUAUAUAUUUUUAACCUUCAUUGGAUUAUUUCAUUUUUAAAUUAUAAAGAUCCUCCAAUUUGUUGUAAAUUAGAUAAUUUUCGAGGAUAUGAUGAAAUUGUAUUUAUAGUAAGUUGUGUUUGUGUUGCGCAAUAAUGAGGCGACGGUGCCGCCGCCUGCGCAUCUCAACCCUUCCGUUGUAGCUUAAAUUCUUGGGAAUUCCUUUUCAGAUAUAAACAAUAUGAUUCAUUCUUUGAGUCAUGUUGUUUUGGUGACCUUGCUUGUCAGAAAUUAUGUAAUAAUAUAAUUGGCUAAAUAGUUUGCUCCAGUGUAAUAUUUGUAUUUACAUGUUGUGUUUUAAAAUAUUUUUUCUUAUUAGAUUGUUGUUUCUAACAUAUCUGUUUUACACACUUCGGGCCUACCAUCAACUUGUAACAAUUCCAAUACUACUCAGUUAAAUUUUGGAUCCUGAAAAGUAUUGCAUAAGACAUUAUUAAUUUAAGAUGCAGAUCAGUUUAGGUCACAAAGUGGAUUGUGUUAAAAGAUGAUAGUAAGCCCCUUGUUCCUAGAUAGAUUACAAUUUUCCAAUUUUCUGCUAAAUUACCAAAUACAAAUACUUUAUCAUGUCUGUACUUAACAUGUCAAGCACAGAGAAACAAGAUGCAAUAGAUACCUAAACAAUUGUUGUGGUAACUGGUGACUAGCUGAUAGGUUAAACCAGAUAUAUGUGGUUUUUGUAAAGUCAAAGACGAGGGUUGAGGUAGCUGCACUGGACAGUGGCAGAAAAGGACUUCCAGAGCAACGCAGUGGCAACUGUUUGUGUUGUAAAAAAUGUUUAUAAUAAACUUUAAGUUUUA
Plodia interpunctella (Indianmeal moth) is the source of this 5787-nucleotide messenger RNA. RefSeq names its product Ubiquitin specific protease 30 (gene Usp30). The transcript has 9 exons. Lineage: Eukaryota; Metazoa; Arthropoda; Insecta; Lepidoptera; Pyralidae. The coding region runs from base 187 to 1554 and encodes 455 amino acids. The record is from RefSeq and is a predicted model, not a curated record. Gene Ontology annotation, molecular function: cysteine-type deubiquitinase activity. Gene Ontology annotation, cellular component: nucleus; cytosol. Gene Ontology annotation, biological process: protein deubiquitination.